Diorhabda carinulata is the source of this 795-nucleotide messenger RNA. RefSeq names its product CST complex subunit STN1-like. The transcript is spliced from 5 exons. The record is from RefSeq and is a predicted model, not a curated record. Bases 94 to 795 code for a protein of 233 amino acids. Lineage: Eukaryota; Metazoa; Arthropoda; Insecta; Coleoptera; Chrysomelidae.
AAUUUUAAUAUAGGUUAGGACAAGAAACAAUAAUGUAUAAACGUAUCUUGAAAUUUGACAAAUACAUUGCUCUUUUUUUCUGGAGAUCUAAAAAUGGAGAACAAUACAAUUCCUGAAGAAUCUAAUAAAUGGCUGAUCAUUAAAAAUGAACAAGGAUUUGUUAAAACAGCUACUUGUGAAAAAAAUGAAACUCAAGUAUAUGAUAAAACAAGAGAUUGGGUAGUUACUGAAUGUGAUUCAAAUAGCCACAAGUUUAAUGGAAAUAUAAUGGUCUCAAAAAAUAUAGCGAAAUUCUUUAUAAGAGAUUUUUUGGAUGCUAAAGAAGUAAAUGGUUGCUUUAUUCAUAAAAAUAUUGAAUUUACGUCUGUGUACAUUUGUGGCCAAGUGGUUGAUAAAUAUGCAAGUUCGGAGUAUUACUUCAUAGAUGUGGAUGAUGGUACAAGUUCAAUUAAAUGUUUAAUAUCAAUGAGUAAUUUAGCUUACAUGAAGCAAUCAAAUAAAGGUUUAGAAACAUGUAGAAGCUGGAUGGAAGAAAAUAAACACACUGAAACUUGUUUACUAAAGGCAGCUAGAGUUUUAAUGUCUUCUUUUGAUUAUAUGCAGAGAUCUAUACCAGAUUUCCAUGAAUUACAACUAGGAGAUACUGUUCAAAUAAUUGGUACAUUAAGGCAAUAUACACAUGGUAGAAAUGUAUUUAUUAAAAGAAUCAACAGAGAGUUAUACAAUCCUCUUAUUUUUAUGUCACAUUUAGAAGAAAUGAUUUAUUUAUAUCGUGAAGUGUACAGUCAAGAAUAA